Messenger RNA from Rhododendron vialii, 1679 nucleotides. RefSeq lists its product as uncharacterized. The coding region runs from base 43 to 1554 and encodes 503 amino acids. The transcript has 4 exons. The record is from RefSeq and is a predicted model, not a curated record. Gene Ontology annotation, molecular function: acetylglucosaminyltransferase activity. Lineage: Eukaryota; Viridiplantae; Streptophyta; Magnoliopsida; Ericales; Ericaceae.
UAGGACCCAUGUAUUUGUGAUAAAAUCCAAACCAAAAGCACCAUGAAAAGUGACACAAAGGAGCCAGAAUCUCUCCUUUGUGAUCAGGGUAUGAGAAAUCAUCAUUCCUAUACUAAAAUCCUACCAAAGUAUAGCGUCUGGUUUCUCCUCUUUGUCUCCCUUGCCUACUUUUUCUACUCAGUCCUACUCAUAUCUCCUUUAAACCUUUACAAUCAAAACCCUAGUAUUCUCUCUCGUCAGUCCAUCAUAUCACCUCCAAUCCAGAAAGACGGCGCGCUUAACCAAAACCCUAAAACCCUGGAAAAGACACAGCUCCGUCACAUUGUGUUUGGCAUCGCUGCUUCUUCAAAUCUAUGGCACCGGAGGAAAAGCUACAUCAAGUUGUGGUGGAAACCCAAAGAAAUGCGAGGUUUUGUUUGGCUAGAUAAACAGGUCAAAAACAAUUCCGAUGACCAAAAUACCCUUCCACCAUUGAAGAUAUCGGGUAGUACUAAAAAUUUAAAGUACACAAAUUCAAAGGGUAGUCGGUCGGCUAUACGAAUAUCGCGGAUUGUAUCAGAGACGGUGAGACUAGGGUUACAAGAUGCGAGGUGGAUCGUGAUGGGGGACGACGAUACGUUUUUUGUUGCCGAAAACUUGGUUAGGGUUUUGGGAAAAUAUGAUCAUAACCAAUUUUACUAUAUCGGUAGUCCGUCGGAGAGUCAUAUACAAAAUAUUCAUUUCUCGUACAAUAUGGCUUAUGGGGGUGGAGGAUUUGCAAUUAGUUACUCAUUGGCUAAAGCUCUUGUGAAAAUGCAAGAUGGGUGCAUACAGAGGUAUCCUGGGCUGUAUGGCUCAGAUGAUCGGAUUCAAGCUUGUAUGGCUGAGCUCGGAGUCCCUCUCACCAAGGAAGUUGGAUUCCACCAGUUCGACGUGUACGGAAACCUGCUUGGGCUUCUCACGGCCCACCCGAUCGCACCCCUAGUCUCACUCCACCACCUCGACGUGGUUGAUCCCAUAUUCCCAUACGUCAACCGUGUUCAAGCCCUACAGCGGCUCAAGGUCCCGAUGAAGCUCGACUCGGCUGGACUCAUGCAACAGUCCAUUUGCUACGACAAGUCCAAAGGAUGGACCGUAUCGGUCUCGUGGGGCUACGCGGUCCAAAUAUUCCGGUCCAAAAUCUCGGCCCGCGAAAUGGAAAAGCCCCAGAGGACAUUCGUCAAUUGGUACAUGAGCUCUGAUUCGAACACUGGAUUUGCCUUCAAUACUCGGCCAUUUAUCAGGAAUCCUUGCCAGAGGCCAAAUCUGUACAUGUUGUCCAAUGCGGUGUUCAACCCUUCUACUAAUCGGACUGCGAGCGAGUACGUUAAGUCUCGGGCCCUCGGCCUAGAAUGCAAGCAGAACAAGGCUGGCCCUUUUGGGAUUCACAGAGUGGUGGUCUACAAAAAGCCUGAUCCUUAUUUGUGGGAUAAGGCUCGUAGAAGAAAUUGCUGCAGGAUCUUGCCAUCAAAGAAGACUGGGAUACUUCGAAUCGACGUGGGCGAUUGUGGAGAAAGUGAAAUCAUCCAAUAUUAAGCACAAGUGAUUAUGUAUCGUUAUCUUCCUUGUUACUUUCCCUGCCUCCCAUGCCCAUGCUACAUGCAUGCUGAUGAGAAGAUUUCCCUGUACGUAAACGAAAAACGAAGUUUAUUUUCACUUCA